AUGGAUCAUCAAGAGUUUGCCGAUUUGACAUGGGACGAGUUCCGUAGGCAUAGGUUAGGAGCUACUCAGAACUGCUCUGCUACUACAAGAGGCAAUCACAAGCUCACUGAUGUUCUCCUUCCUGAAACGAAAGACUGGAGGAAAACUGGCAUAGUGAGCCCAGUUAAAAAUCAAGGUAGUUGUGGAUCCUGCUGGACAUCCAGCACUACAGGAGCCGUUGAGGCUGCUUAUGCACAGGCAUUCGGGAAAGGUAUUUCUUUGUCUGAACAGCAGCUUGUGGACUGUGCUGGUGCAUUCAACAACUUUGGCUGCAACGGUGGUCUUCCAUCUCAAGGCUUUGAGUACAUUAAAUACAAUGGUGGACUUGAAACCGAGGCUGCAUAUCCAUACACUGGAAAGGAUGGUGUGUGCAAAUACGCAUCUGAAAACAAUGCCAUCCAAGUUCUUGACUCUGUCAAUAUCACCCUGGGUGCCGAACAUGAAUUAAAGCAUGCAGUAGGAACUGUUCGGCCAGUAAGUGUGGCUUUUGAGUUGGUAACUGGAUUUCGAUUUUAUAAAGGGGGAGUUUACACCAGCACAAAAUGUGGCAAUAGUCCAAUGGACUUGAACCAUGCUGUUCUUGCCGUUGGUUAUGGAGUUGAAAAUAGUAUCCCAUACUGGCUCAUUAAGAACUCAUGGGGAGCUAACUGGGGUAACCACGGCUACUUUAAAAUGGAGAUGGGGAAGAACAUGUGCGGUGUAGCAACUUGUGCAUCAUACCCUAUAGUUACUUAA
Molecule: messenger RNA, 774 nt
Organism: Fraxinus pennsylvanica
Lineage: Eukaryota; Viridiplantae; Streptophyta; Magnoliopsida; Lamiales; Oleaceae
Source: the annotation of a GenBank genome assembly